This is a messenger RNA of Salvelinus namaycush (lake trout), 2046 nucleotides long. RefSeq names its product dual specificity tyrosine-phosphorylation-regulated kinase 4-like. Gene Ontology annotation, biological process: peptidyl-serine phosphorylation; peptidyl-threonine phosphorylation. Gene Ontology annotation, cellular component: nucleus. Gene Ontology annotation, molecular function: ATP binding; protein serine/threonine kinase activity; protein serine/threonine/tyrosine kinase activity. The transcript has 14 exons. The record is from RefSeq and is a predicted model, not a curated record. NCBI's taxonomy places the organism in Eukaryota, Metazoa, Chordata, Actinopteri, Salmoniformes, Salmonidae. Bases 1 to 2046 code for a protein of 681 amino acids.
AUGGGGCCGUGGGCUGGGUCACAUGCCCAGGAGGGAGAGCAGCCCCUGGGUGAGGACAAGGGUGAUGCUGAGUUGGGUGUGGUGGGACUGAGGUGUGGCGUGGGCGUGGCAGCAUGGAGCUUCAUAAUGGGGGGAGACAGGACCUCCCCUGCCUGCUGUGGCUUUAACCUCCUCCAGGGCUGCUGGGGCAGCCAGGGACGCAGGAACAGGAGGGUCCAGCCUGAGUCUUCUAGAGGAGAGGCUUUCCCCCACUCACACAGGCUCCAGACCCAACUGGGAACCAACCGACCCUAUUCACAGAAAUUGAACUCUGGAGUAGUGACCUUGCCCCAGCUGGAGCCUGUGGUUAUACAGGUUGUUGUCAGCAAUGCCAAACUCCCCCACCAGCAGUCCGAUAGCAUCCUGCCCCACAUCGCCAACAAGGGGGUGCAGAACAACUACCAGACACACCAGGAUGAGAGACCAAAGCCCUCCUCCCAGUUCUCCACAUGGUUUGGCUCCUCAGUGGAGCACCUAUCUGACUCUAUCACCACCAAGGGUCUCAGCAACAAGCUGGAGGAGGCAAAGCUUUAUAAAGAACAGAGGCUGCCCAUGUCUCCCACAGAGGCACUGAGGCACUUCCAAGGGCGUCUGACAGAGUUUGAGCAGCAGGAGAUCAUGGACUACUCAGAGAUCUGGUUCCUGGGUCUGGAGACUAAGAAGAUCAAGGCCUCUCAUGGAAUUCCUCAGAAUGCAGGCUACGACGACGAGCACGGCAGCUACAACAAGGUUCUGCACGACCACAUUGGCUUCCGCUUCGAGGUGCUGGAGGUGAUUGGGAAAGGAUCAUUUGGACAGGUCCUGAAAUGUCUGGACCACAAGACCCAAGAGCUGGUCGCCAUCAAGGUCAUUCGCAACAAGAAAAGGUUUCACCACCAGGCCCUAGUGGAACUGAAGAUCCUGGAUGCUGUGAGGAGGAAAGACAGGGAAAUGUGCCACAAUGUCAUCCAUAUGAAAGAAUACUUCUACUUCCGCAACCAUCUCUGCAUCACCUUCGAGCUGCUAGGAGUCAACCUGUAUGAGCUGAUCAAGAAGAACAACUUCCAGGGCUUCAGUCUUGCCCUGAUCCGUCGUUUCACCCGCUCCCUGCUCAAGUGCCUGCAGAUGCUGCAUAAGGAGAAGAUCAUUCACUGUGACCUCAAACCGGAGAACAUACUUCUGUCUCAGAAAGGACAAGGAAAUAUAAAGGUGGUUGACUUUGGGUCCAGCUGUUAUGAGCAGCAGAGAGUCUACACCUACAUCCAGAGUCGUUUCUAUCGCUCCCCAGAGGUUAUCCUGGGACACCCCUACAGCAUGGCCAUCGACAUGUGGAGUCUGGGCUGCAUCAUGGCUGAGCUCUACACCGGCUUCCCCCUAUUUCCUGGGGAGAGCGAGGUGGAGCAGAUCGCGUGCAUCAUGGAGGUACUUGGAAUGCCUCCCAAUGAUUUUGUGCAGACAGCAUCGAGGAGAAGGAUGUUUUUCGACUCCAAAGGAAACCCCAGAAACAUCACAAACAGCAAAGGGCGGAAGAGGCGACCCAACUCCAAAGACCUGGCCAGCGUUUUGAAGACCGACGAUCCUCUGUUCCUGGACUUCCUUCAACACUGCCUCACGUGGGAUCCAACCAAGCGUAUGACACCAGACGAAGCGAUGCAACAUGAGUGGAUCCAGGAGGCUCGUCUCAACAAGCCCCGGCCCAAAACACUACCCAUGAUUUGGAAGCCCAGGGAAAGCGUGAGCAGUACAGAAAAUAACUAUGAGGCUACUUACCGCAAAGUAGUCACUAACAGGACAGCUGAGAAGAUUGGGUCCGAUAGCAACGACAAGCUGAAAAGAGACCUCUCCGCCAAGGCAGGGGGCAAGAUGGUGACCACCGAGCGACUGCAUCCCAUUGGAGCGUCUGCAGAGGUGGAGUUGUGUGAGGGCGUGGUCAAGGUCAACAGGGACACCAAUCAGGAGGCGAGUGGGAAGAGGUCCGUGCACAUCAUCAUCAAGCCUCAACUAGACGUGGGCUCUGACGGAGAUUAG